ACUCCAAAUUCCCCUAACAGUCAGAGUUUCUCUCUCAUUGGUCCUCCUCUUCUUCUUCUGCUGUCUUUAAAAAAAGUUUGCUUUUGGUCUGAUCACUGGUCUGUGUCUGUGUCUGUCUCUGGAUUUUUUCCUCCUGGCUGAGUUUGGACUGAACCAUGGAGCUGUCGGAUAUCUCUUUCCCCCUCCCCUCCGCAGAUGAUUUCUAUGACGACCCCUGCUUCAACACCAGCGACAUGCACUUCUUCGAGGACCUGGACCCGCGGCUGGUCCAUGUGGGCCUGCUGAAGCCGGACGACUCCUCCUCUUCACCCUCUCCCUCCCCUUCCUCCUGCUCCUCUUCCUCGCCGUCCUCUCUCCUGCACCUCCAUCACCACGGCGAGGGGGAGGACGACGAGCACGUCCGGGCACCGAGCGGGCACCACCAGGCGGGCCGCUGCCUGCUCUGGGCCUGCAAGGCCUGCAAGAGGAAGACCACCAACGCGGACCGAAGGAAGGCGGCCACGAUGCGCGAGCGCCGGCGGCUCAGUAAGGUGAACGACGCCUUCGAGACCCUGAAGCGCUGCACCACCGCCAACCCCAACCAGAGGCUGCCCAAAGUGGAGAUCCUCCGCAACGCCAUCAGCUACAUCGAGUCCCUGCAGGCGCUGCUGCGCGGCGGACAGGACGACGGCUACUACCCGGUGCUGGAGCACUACAGCGGGGACUCUGACGCCUCUAGCCCCCGCUCCAACUGCUCCGACGGCAUGGCGGACUUCAAUGCGCCGAGCUGUCAGUCCAACAGAAGAAGAAGUUAUGAGAGCAGCUCUUAUUUCUCAGAGACGCCAAAAGGCGGUCUGAAGAGCGAGAGGAGCUCGGUGGUCUCCAGUCUCGACUGCCUGUCCAGCAUCGUGGAGCGGAUCUCCACCGAGAGCAGCAGCAGCGGCGGCACCCUCCUGCCCGCCGCCGACAGCUCCGGCUCCACGCCCACAGACCCCGCAGGAGACGCAGCUGCUCCGGGAUCCGUCCAGAUCCCCUCCCCGACCGCCAACCAGGACCCCAACCUGAUCUACCAAGUCCUAUAGACCCUCACACCUGGGACGUUUGCACCAACAACACACUGUACAGUCGUUAAAACACACACACAAGUUUAAAGUUAUUGUUUUAAUUUAUCGAGCUGAACUGAGACUUCACUUCCUGUUUGCAUCGGCAGAAGAGGCUUAUAGCGUCACCUCUCCUCGCCUGUUCUUCGUCCUCAAGCUGAAAUAUGGAAGAUCAAUCCUGCCAAAAAAAUAACAGUCAAAAAACAUCUUAUGACCUUAAACAUUUUAACACAUUUUAAGGGCCUUUGUAAAAAAAAGUCCAAACUAGAAGAGUUUGUUUUAAAAAUCAGCUGGUGAUAUUUAGUAUUUUAUCUUAAUGUUUUUAGUCUUAAAUCAGCAGCUUUAAAACUAAAACUUAAUUAAAUUAUGAAAUAAAUAAAAUAACGAGUGUAACACAUGCUUUAUUUCAGGAUUAAAUUGUUGGAUUUUUUUUGUCGGUCAAUUUAAAAAUAACUCAGUCGGCAAACCAUCCAGCCAAAGUUACUAUUGUGAUUUUGAGAAAGUACGGAAGCCCUAAUUGGACACUCAUCCAUACAUAUUAUUUUACACUUUCCCGAUGAUGAGAUCAAAUAACCGUUAUUUAUCCCAGAAUGGAGAAGUGUACAGCAUUUCCGCAGUAACAGAGCCCAGAUGACUAUUAACCAGAUGAGAGUUGAUAACACGUUAUAUACCCCGUCAUCGCGAGAUUGCAACGCUGGCUUUCCCCUGACACAGACUUAGUUUUUCAAGAUGUUGUUGUGACAGAGAAACCCACAAAUAAACGAGUCGAGAUCUCAAAAAAGCAACCGAAAUGUUCUCCUUAUCAAAAAAAGUAGCGAUGCAUGUCCUCAUCGGGCUUCUGUAGAAACGUUCAAUUUCCUAUAAUUAUCAUUCCAAUUUUUUUUUUUCAAAUUUCUGGCAUAAAUGACCUUCCAUACAUUCAGCAGAUUUAAACCCUCAGAUUUUCUUUUUUUAUCUGCUGUGUUUUGUAGUUUGGACAAAACCACUUGCAUGCUGGGAAAUGUAGUUCCUCUACAUUAUAACAGCGUUACUCACAACGAGUAUUGAUCAGUUCAGUUCCUGCUGUAUUUUAUUUUUUAUUCUUUAUUUAAAUUAUGAAAAGUCGUAUUUAAAGAAGCCGAGUCGUUCAGGUGGAUUGUCUUCCUGUUUGUGUUUCUGGUUUAUUCGAUUAAGUACGGAGGCCCAAAAAGGACAAAAAAACAUCCACUUACAUUCCUCCACGUUCGUCCAUUUGAAGUCUGAAAAGCCCCAGCUGUUCAAUUCCCUCAGGACAAGAAACAAUACUAACACAAGUACUUAAACCACAUUAAUAAUAAUAAUUAACCACAUGUAAAAAAAACAAAAGUAAAGGUUCAGACCUCCAAGUCAAACUUAAAAUAAUCUCAGUGUAGUUUUCACUCACUGCAGCGGAGGACCAUUUUUCUGUUUGUGUACAUAUUCUGUAAAUAAGAGGCGAUUUGUUCCAAGUGAAAAGUGUUAAUUAUGUAUUUAAUG
This is a messenger RNA of Labrus bergylta (ballan wrasse), 2573 nucleotides long. It is a transcript of the gene myod1, whose product is annotated as myogenic differentiation 1. Gene Ontology annotation, biological process: muscle organ development; skeletal muscle cell differentiation; regulation of transcription by RNA polymerase II. The record is from RefSeq and is a predicted model, not a curated record. Gene Ontology annotation, molecular function: DNA-binding transcription factor activity, RNA polymerase II-specific; protein dimerization activity; RNA polymerase II cis-regulatory region sequence-specific DNA binding. Lineage: Eukaryota; Metazoa; Chordata; Actinopteri; Labriformes; Labridae.